This is a messenger RNA of Galeopterus variegatus (Sunda flying lemur), 906 nucleotides long. RefSeq names its product lectin, galactoside-binding-like (gene LGALSL). The annotation marks the transcript as partial. The record is from RefSeq and is a predicted model, not a curated record. Gene Ontology annotation, molecular function: carbohydrate binding. The transcript has 5 exons. NCBI's taxonomy places the organism in Eukaryota, Metazoa, Chordata, Mammalia, Dermoptera, Cynocephalidae.
GAGCCGGCUGUGCGCGGCCGGUGUGGGGGGCAGGAGGGGCUCCCCGGGCUGCUGGGCACUGGGCCGGGGGAGGGUGUUCGGGGGCGGCGGCGGGAAGGGGGUGCCCGACAGUCCCCUCUGUGCCGUGCAGCCGCCUGCCAGAAACUAGAUGAUGGGCAUUUAAACAACUCCUUGAGCUCUCCAGUUCAAGCCGACGUGUACUUCCCACGACUGAUAGUUCCAUUUUGUGGGCAUAUUAAAGGUGGCAUGAGACCAGGCAAGAAGGUGUUAGUGAUGGGCAUUGUAGACCUCAACCCAGAGAGCUUUGCAAUCAGCUUGACCUGUGGUGACUCGGAAGAUCCUCCUGCCGAUGUGGCAAUCGAACUCAAAGCCGUGUUCCCAGACCGGCAGCUACUUAGAAAUUCUUGUAUAUCUGGGGAAAGGGGUGAAGAACAGUCAGCAAUCCCUUACUUUCCAUUCAUCCCAGACCAGCCAUUCAGGGUGGAAAUUCUUUGUGAGCACCCACGUUUCAGAGUGUUUGUGGAUGGACACCAACUUUUUGAUUUUUACCACCGCAUUCAAACGUUAUCUGCAAUUGACACCAUAAAGAUAAAUGGGGACCUCCAGAUCACCAAGCUUGGCUGAUGUUGUUUAAACCACCUCUGUUCCCAGUAGGAUUAGGUGCCACAACUGUCUGACUGUUGGUCUGGAGGAAGUGUCCUAGCAAGAUCUGGAGACUCAAAAAGAAAACAAAAACAAAGGCAAGCUUCACUGUCUCUUUCUGUGCAGUUUAAACCCAAAAUGACAACUUCAACAGUGGUUUGCCCUUAGGAAGAAAGCUGUUGGGACAAAGACACCGAGCCAUUAUUCCCAGAACAAAGUAAUACAUUUAUGCUGGAUUUUAUUCAGACCAAACUAAAAUGGAUU